AUCGAUAAUAUCAUCUUAUCACCAAGACUUAAAACGUCAUAUUUCAGAUGCAAUUCAUUUUUAACGUUCCAUUUCCUAACUUUAGAAGCGAUAUUUCAACGCAAUUACACCAUCGAAUAUCAAGGAAAGCGUCAAACUCUAGGUGAAAAUAUUGGCGGUCUAAUUGAACUGGCAACAGAAGGACAAGGUGGGUUCUUCCAUAUGAUUGCCAGAGGGUAUACCUUCUCCAACGGUCUCAAUACUCGAGUUGAAUGGACAGAAGACGGUGAAAGAAAAUAUCACGAGAACCUGCACUCUCAAGAGGGUGAACUGAAACUCUACCCUGAUAUCGAAGAACUAUCAAACUGGACGGUUUCAGCCAAUCGUAUUGUCACCGAAGAUGUUUAUCCUGAUGUCAAAGACAAUGAAACAGUGAUAUAUAGAUGGAUUCUGCCAAAUCAAAAUCCCACUGACGUAUUGGUUGAUUUAUUCAGGAUUAUCGGUGAGUAUUCACAAUAA
Messenger RNA from Rodentolepis nana, 498 nucleotides. The record is from the annotation of a GenBank genome assembly. Lineage: Eukaryota; Metazoa; Platyhelminthes; Cestoda; Cyclophyllidea; Hymenolepididae.